AUGACUUUUUUGAAGUACUUCCUUUCGAAGAGUGCACGUGAUAACUUCUGUAUUGGUCAAAGUGAAGAUGUAUUUUAUGUUUGUUUCGAAACAUCUGUCGUUAUUGACGAAGAUGAGUACUUCUUGACAGGAUAUAACAAUCACAGGCUUAAUACUAGCGGAUUCAAGAUAGAGACUACUAUAUCAGACAACAAAUUACAUUUCAACUACAAAAGUUCAUUUCUAGACGAAAAAUUUUUCAUUCUUAAAAACAAAGUUUUGAAUUUUAGUAAUAAUAUUACCGCUGAAAAAACGUACAUUAGUGAAGAUAAAAACCUUAUAAUAAAAUAUCAAAAUACAUGCUUCUCAAUUGAUUUAACGAAAUUCUCAACAAUUUCAAACAACCCAGUCUCCUUUUUCUAUCAAGAUGCUAUUUCUGAGAAUUAUAAUGAUAUUAUUCUAUAUAUGCCAAAAAUAACCUUUCCAAAAAGUAAUCAAUUGCAAUUUGAUCAAAAAGUUGUCGAAAAUAGAAAAUUAUCAGAAAUAAUAGAUGACUCACAGAUAAAACUAUCAAUCACAUUAAAGCCUUUACAUAAAUAUAAAAUUAACUUCCCGACUUCUAUAAAAAUUGGUGGAAGUAUUACACACAAUUCUGAGUAUGUUGAUCUUCACUAUUCCAUCAAAGAUUACUCAAUACCAUUUCAAUCUAGAGUUAUUAUGAACAAGAAAGUAGAUCAAGAUUUCUUCUACAGAUUGCCUCUCUUUGCAAAUUUAAGUGAAAGCAUAAAUAAAGUUCAAGAAAUAUCUAUCUUUGGAGAAGAUGAACAGAAUAUAAGAUCUGAAACCCAAAAAUUUUCUUUUAUAUUAAUUUUUCCAGAAGUUGAAUGCACAGUAGAUCAUGAAGAUGUUCAGUUCAAAAUUGCUAAAGAAAAGUACUUAUGGCUUUCUUUUUUAGUUGAUGUAUAA
Trichomonas vaginalis G3 is the source of this 945-nucleotide messenger RNA. RefSeq lists its product as uncharacterized. The record is from RefSeq and is a predicted model, not a curated record. Lineage: Eukaryota; Parabasalia; Trichomonadida; Trichomonadidae. The coding region runs from base 1 to 945 and encodes 314 amino acids. The transcript has a single exon.